Molecule: messenger RNA, 927 nt
Organism: Panicum virgatum (switchgrass)
Lineage: Eukaryota; Viridiplantae; Streptophyta; Magnoliopsida; Poales; Poaceae
Product: cytochrome c oxidase assembly protein COX19-like
Exons: 7
Coding region: 369-689 (106 amino acids)
Source: RefSeq, a predicted model, not a curated record
GCGGGCAGCUUUGGCGUCGCGCCUCAGCUUCACGCUCAGCCACGCGCGGGCGUGACGGCGCGGGAGGUCUCUCGGAGCUGGGCGAGCUUCGGCCUCCCCAACCUGCGUGCAGUCGUGCGGAGUCCCAACUGCCGCCGCGCAUUCCCACAGGCCACAGGCGCUGCCGUGAGAUUACAAAACCCUUGCACCCACACUACUAGGUUUCUGGAUCCACAGCUAGAUGAAUAUAGCUUCAUGCAUCCGGCGAUGUUUAUUUGUUGUUGCAACUUGCAGAGUUCUUCAGUACCAAAUUGUCGAGCAUUGGCCGCACGAUUGCUGGAGAUCUGUCUGUAUUCUUGGAAGCCUUUGAGGUUCUCCCUUUUCGGCAAAUGAGUGCAGGUGGUGCUUUUGGUGGAAAUAGGGGGGUGAGGCCUGUACCUCCUGAGAAAGGUGUAUUCCCAUUGGAUCACUUACAUGAGUGUGACUUGGAGAAGAAAGACUAUCUUGCCUGCCUGAAAUCUACAGGAUUCCAGUCUGAAAGAUGCCGGCAGUUUUCAAAGAAGUAUCUGGAAUGUCGGAUGGAGAGAAACUUGAUGGCAAAGCAAGACAUGUCAGAGCUCGGAUUCAGAAAUUUGGACGAAGUGGGAACAGCUCCUGACAAAAUCAGCAGACUAGAGAGCUCUCCCAAUCAGCCAAAGGAGAAAAAAUAGCUGCUUGAUUUUGAUGUAGCUUUUGUAUGUUUCUGACGCAAGUUCUUCAUCCAGGAGAUCUAUCAAGAUCUGAGAACAAAGAAGGGUACAAUAAAAAGGAAAAUGAUAGCAAUUUUAUAACCAAUGCUGAAACUUAUGUAUUUGCCGCUUUGAUGAUAUUACGUGAUCCAUUUUUUUUAUUAAGUGCCGCAAAUUAUAUUAAACCAUACAUUUCUGAAUACAGCUUUUGGCUUUAUCC